UAGGGCGAGGGGGUGGUUCCUGGGCCUAGCCGCGACACUUCAGUUCUGCUUUCCUAGUCAGCUUCCACUGGUAGCAGUCGCCGGCUGCAUCCCUCUGGGACCAGUUUUUGUUUCAACACUAUGGAGGCUGACCUGUCCAGCUUUAACAUUGAUGCUCCCCGCUGGGACCAGUGCACUUUCCUGGGGCGUGUCAAGCACUUUUUAAACAUCACGGAUCCUCGCACUGUCUUUGCAUCCGAGCAGGAGCUGGACUGGGCCAGGGAGGUGGUGCAGAAGACCAGGAUGGGACUUGUGCCCCCUGGCACUCAGGUGGAGCAACUGCUGUAUGCGAAGAAGCUUUAUGACUCCGCCUUCCACCCUGACACUGGGGAGAAAAUGAAUGUCAUCGGGCGGAUGUCCUUCCAGGUCCCCGGUGGCAUGAUCAUCACAGGCUUCAUGCUCCAGUUCUACAGGACAAUGCCUGCGGUCGUCUUCUGGCAGUGGGUGAACCAAUCCUUUAAUGCCUUGGUCAACUACACCAACAGGAAUGCAGCUUCCCCCACGUCAGUCAGGCAGAUGGCUCUCUCCUACUUCACAGCUACCACCACUGCGGUGGCUACUGCAGUGGGCAUGAACAUGUGGACAAAGAGAGCCCCACCCUUGGUGGGCCGAUGGGUGCCUUUUGCCGCUGUGGCUGCUGCUAACUGUGUCAAUAUCCCAAUGAUGCGACAGCAGGAACUCAUCCAGGGCAUUUGUGUGAAGGACAGGAACCAAAAUGAGCUUGGCUAUUCUCAGAGAGCUGCUGCUGUGGGCAUCACACAAGUGGUUAUUUCUCGGAUCACCAUGGCAGCCCCUGGAAUGAUCCUGUUGCCAGUCAUCAUGGAGAGGCUGGAGAGACUACCCCUGAUGAAGAAGGUGAAACUGCUGCAUGCUCCGCUGCAGGUCCUGCUGUGUGGCUGCUUCCUCCUCUUCAUGGUGCCGGUGGCGUGUGGGCUCUUCCCUCAGGAAUGCAAAUUACCAGUUUCCUAUCUAGAGCCAGAGCUUCAGGACAGCAUCAAGGCCAAGUAUGGAGAACAAGUCCUCUUCGCCUACUUUAAUAAGGGUCUCUAAGUGCUCCGUGCCUGCAAGGACCAAUUCGUAAGCCGCGUGGAGCAGCUUUCCCUGCCAGCUGUACAUACCUGGUCUACAUUCCUCUUUGCAAUAAGGUCUGAAAGAAAGCCAGGCUAGAUAGGGAAAUAGAGUAGGUGGGUGGGGAGAUGGGUCCUGUGUCUACAUAAGCACCUAAUUUACUGGACUCCAGAGGACAAAAAUUAAAAAGGGGAUCAAGGGGGCUGGGGGUGAAGCUUGGUUGGGAGUGUUUGCCACCAUUCACAAAGUUCUGGAUUCAAUUCUUUGUACCAUAUGAUUCAGGCAUAGUUUUCUAUGCUUGUGAUCCCUGUACUUAAGAAGUGGAUGCAGGAGGAUUAGAAGUUCAAAGUCAGGUAGUAGUGGUACACACCUUUAAC
Arvicanthis niloticus (Nile rat) is the source of this 1484-nucleotide messenger RNA. RefSeq names its product sideroflexin 2 (gene Sfxn2). Gene Ontology annotation, cellular component: mitochondrial inner membrane. Gene Ontology annotation, biological process: serine import into mitochondrion; monoatomic ion transport. NCBI's taxonomy places the organism in Eukaryota, Metazoa, Chordata, Mammalia, Rodentia, Muridae. The record is from RefSeq and is a predicted model, not a curated record. Gene Ontology annotation, molecular function: monoatomic ion transmembrane transporter activity.